Branchiostoma floridae (Florida lancelet) is the source of this 1252-nucleotide messenger RNA. RefSeq lists its product as uncharacterized. Lineage: Eukaryota; Metazoa; Chordata; Leptocardii; Amphioxiformes; Branchiostomatidae. The transcript has 4 exons. Bases 188 to 724 code for a protein of 178 amino acids. The record is from RefSeq and is a predicted model, not a curated record.
AAGCAUGUAUGCCCAUAAAUGGUGUGAUACGUUUUAGCCAUUAGUUACAAAGGUCAUAGCACGUCAUACUUAGAGCAACGAAAGCAGAAAAACUGGUUCAGAUUUUCAGCACAGCCGAAGCAAAGGUGUUUUGACACAGGAGAAACUGUUCCAGACUUAAAGACACGCUAACCUGAAGGGGACAGAAAUGGCGACCCGUUGGAUGUGGGUCUGUGUGGUGUCAUUGACACUGAUUGAACUUGGAUCUUCAGACCCAAUGUUCACGUUCGUCCAGGACAGACUUUCAAAGAAGGAACAGGAAUCAGUCAUCAAUCUGUUCAAGAAGCAUUGGAAGCCUGGGGUGCCAGACACUGCGUUUGAAGAGUAUCUAACAAGAAUUGUCUACUUACCGUCCGUUUUGAAGGAUGAGCUUCCCAGUCGCAUUGUGGACCUUCUUCGCUCCCUGGAUAACGUGGAGAGGCUGGAGCUAGUGAGGGAGGUACGCGAGCUGAUGGACUAUAAGGAAGAACACCAGGAAGACACAAAAAUUGGGCGUGGGCUAAAGGCAGAGAAAGAAGAAAUUAUGACAAAGAAGGCAAAGAACAAGGUCAAGAAGAAGGAUACUGAUGAGGAACAUUCUAGCGUGGGAGGGGGGUUAAAGGAAGAGGAAGACAAAAUUAAGAAGGAGCAGCAACUAUUGGCUUCCCUUAAGGCAAGAAAGAAGCAAAAGAAGCAAGAAGGAUAAAUGUUUAUAUCUAAAAUAUAAUUUCUGUUAGUUCAUUACAACAUGUUUUGCAAAGAUAAGUUAAGCCAUGUUUUUUGCCGUCUAGUGCAACAUCUAUGAUUUGCUGUAAGCAGCUCAAAGUAGUUAAGGUUUUACCAUGUGAUGCUUAGUAGUACAAUGAAGUACUUAAAGUCAGGCUACAGAGAAAAUAAUAAAGUAUAAUGGCCCACUCAACCCAGUUACCCAACCCAAUUUAAAUAGGGAGUAGUCAUCUCAAGCUCAUUUUGACCUUUACACAUAUACGAGAAGAAAUGUACGCGACGGUAAUUGUUUCACACAUGGCGAACAUCGGUUAAUGAAUUGUAACAAUUGGUUGCCGUACAUGGCAAAGGUCUCCAACAUUGUGUUGUAAUUAAAUGUAAGAAUCAUUUUCGUUGUUUUUGUCUGGUUAGUCCGUUUAGAAUUUGACAAAAUGUUCAAACUAGACCAUAACGCCUGUUUCAGACAUCACAUUUUCAUCAUCAGUUGUUGCUAUUUCAAAGUGUUAGG